Messenger RNA from Pelagomonas calceolata, 1062 nucleotides. NCBI's taxonomy places the organism in Eukaryota, Pelagophyceae, Pelagomonadales, Pelagomonadaceae. The record is from the annotation of a GenBank genome assembly.
CCUCCCGCAGCGAGUUCUCGAACAAUGGUACGCCUCUUGCCAUUGGUCGCGCUCUCCGCGCUCGCCGCGGCUCAAGAGGACUUUGCAAUGGUACGCCUCUUGCCAUUGGUCGCGCUCUCCGCGCUCGCCGCGGCUCAAGAGGACUUUGGCAACAUGUUUGGGCAGCAAAAAUACUGCGCCCCGUACAAGUGCCCGAAGGAGAAGGAGGCCGUGCAGAACCGCCUGUCCUUCAAGGCGAAGAAGGGCGGCUGCGACGCGCUGAACAGCGGCGCGGGCAUGCAGAUGCGCGGACCCGCGUCCAUCAAAUAGCAACAAAGGGCCGUCGAGCUUCUUCGGCGGGCGGCGCCAUGUUCACGCCAGCACGCCGUAACUUCGGCCCGAGAGAGACCCGUCGCUUUCAGUCGCGGCCGUAUCAAAGCGAGAACGGCGUCGCGGAAAGGCGCGGCGGCACACCGCAGGUUCAGCGCCAAACAGUCCGAGCCGACGCCCAUCGACGCGUGCUGCGACCGGCGCCAGGCCUGCGACUCGAUCUGCGGCACCUCCACAAAAUUCUGCGACGCCGAGCUCAAGGCCUGCGCCGACAAGGCCUGCGACGACGCGCCCGACAAGGAGGAGUGCGACCGCAAGAAGUCGAUGAUGCAGCUCAUGCAGUCCAUGGACCAGGGCGCCUGCAAGCGCCACACGGACGGCCAGGUCGCCGCGUGCAAGUGCGUCAAGCCCGACGAGGCGCCGGCGCGGCGGCUCAAGACGCUGACCGAACUUUACGAGAAAAAUAAAGGGGACGCGUCGAAGGCCGAGGGCCUCGCCGCGAAGGCGGACACGUCGAAGAAAUUCGGCGCUUUACUGCACAAGCUCGUUGCGAAAUACCCCGCGAUGAUCCGGAAGGUCGCUGACCCGCAGCAGGAGUACUGGGAGAAGAUCAUGAAGGAGGGCAUCGACAAGAAGGCCUCUGAUGAGGUCGUCGACGGCGCGGAGGAGGACGAGGACGUGGAGGACCUGGACGCGGUCGCGGACGAGCUUUAGAUGAUGUUUAAUUUUAACGGUUGUUUUAAAUUUUAGUUC